UUGGUCUCUCAACCAGGUGGCGCUCCUUCACCAGUCAAGUCCUCCUCGUCCUCCCUGUCCAUGUCCAUGCAAGCCGUGGACCGGAUCCUGUCCGACUCUUCCUUGGACAGCGUGCUCAAGAUGGAGCGGAUCGAAGCGGCCCUUGCGCAAGCCAUUUCCGCCAACUCGAGCGGGAUCACUUGCAACACUACCGCCUGCGGCAUGGGCAUGAACGGCAUGACGGUGACUAAGCAGCCGAAAAGGACCAUCAGCAGUGUUUCCGAAGUCAGCCAGCAGCCGUUUUUGUCCCCGGUGAAUUGGACGGGUUACCGAUGCGACGCAGUGUCGCAAACUGAUCCAGCGUCUCUGGGUGGGCGCGUUUUCAAAAGUGCUGAAGCCCAGACUUUGUCUACAGGUGAAAUCGUAAUAACAAAGGUGCAUUGUCCGCCGAAACCCGCCAGCAUGCCAACCACACCAAUGAGAAGCUUGACAAAUAUGUGAUGUCAUCAGUGAUCGUGUUUGAUUUGUUUGUUCACCUGCCAGGGUCUGCUCCGGUAUGCUUUCAAGACAAGGUGGCUUAAUGGAGCUAAACAGAGCUUCUAAGGUGCGAUUUUAAUCUGAGAACUCACGAGCCAUACGAUAGACAUUUUAUUUUUUUUUUCGUUUUGGAAACGUUUGUGCUCAGCAGUUUACAUUAUUCAGUGGAGAUAGAGGUCUAUUCAGGGAAGUGACGUUCAGCAAGAUGCUUCCUCCCAGUCGAGAUACCGAGAUUUGCGAUCAUCUCAUUUGGCAACUCCGUGAUCUUGAGUCUGACAGUAGAAUCUGAAUUCAGAGUCAUCUGGAUAUCAGUGAGCAAUGCAUUAUAUUGGUUAGUCUAUACAGUGCACCAAUAGUAUCUCAGAAAAGUCAAACUUUUGCAUCUUGCAAAAUUAUUUUAUAGGGAUAAUGUCACAGGAUAAUUCCAAUUACCUCCUCAUUAUCUAUAUCUAAGCAGAUUUAAUUUUAAUUACAGCCAAGAUACAUUUUCUACAUCUGCCUUAAUUAUGCCCUCCAAAUCUCUGAAAACAGAUAAUAAUGACUAAAUUGACAAGUACUCUUAGGUAUUCUCCUCUUUGGCAAACUUUACAUUUUGCAGCAUUUCAAUUCAAAAACAGAAUCUAUUGUAGCUACAUUUGCUCUUAAGAAUUUGAAGGAAGAAAAAGGAAGGUCUUCAGAAGAAAAGCCUGUAUGAGAACUCUUCAUUAUUCAUAGAUGUUGCACCUGCAGAAAUAUGCCAAAUGCAUUCUAUAGUGCGCAAAGAAAAAUUUGCAAAUUGUUUUUUUUUUCUGGAACAGGCUUUCUGAAAUUCUAACCUUAAAUUGAAAAUAAAAAGGUCUUCACAUUUUGACAAAAGGAGGUUUUGACCCAAACAGCAGAGUUGGGGAGGUUUGAAUUGCGUUCGACUAGAGGAAACUGGCCAAAGAUUAACUGGAAAUUGGAAUUUUGGAGAAAUGGUCCAAUUUCUUGUCCUUUUUAUUGAAGCAUGGUUAUGUUUCAACACAAAAUUUAUGCAGCAAGGUCUGCAGAAAAUGCAUGGAAGUGAUAACAACUCAAGUUUUGUCCACAAUACAGUACAUGAUUUCUUGUUCAUGUUUGAAAUAUACAAAGACAAUACAAGUAGGUCUUCUCUGUUGCCAAAUGACUGAUAGUGAAUCAGAGGACAUCAAAACUGAGGAAGCAUCUUGUGACAGAGUGGCAGAACUGAUUGAUUGAUUGAUUGUUGGGUGUGUUUGAAGAGGAACUUGCGAUGUUCAGGAUGCCAUGUGGAGGAUUACGGAAAGGAAGUUGACAAGAAAUUAUACUGACCCUGAAAUAUUA
Molecule: messenger RNA, 1836 nt
Organism: Notodromas monacha
Lineage: Eukaryota; Metazoa; Arthropoda; Ostracoda; Podocopida; Cyprididae
Source: the annotation of a GenBank genome assembly